GGGGGGGGGGGGGAGGAGGAGGAGAGAGCCCGCUGGGAAUUAGUCGCUCAGGAGCCGCUGGUGUCUCUCUGGCUGCCGCCGUUGGCUUGCCUCGCCAUGGAGUCGUCGCUGCCGUUGCUGCGCUUACUCUGGAUUCUCCUGGUCUUCCGUGCAGAUCUGAGUGAAGGUGUGACAAUAACUUCAUCAGGCCAAACCAUGAUAACAAGGGCCGAAGGAGAGAAAGUCACAUUGCCAUGUACAUUCACUUUUGGUCCACAAGAUACAGGCUCACUUGACAUAGAAUGGGUCCUCCUGGAACCAAAUCAUGAGCAGACAGUCAUUAUGUACAGUGGAGACAGGAUUUAUGAUAAGUAUAAAAUGGAUGGACGAGUAGAGUUUGUUAACCCAAAUCCAGCUUCUGGAGAUGGUACUAUUGAUAUCCUGAAUUUAAAGGCAACUGACACUGGUACAUACCAGUGUAAAGUGAAGAAACCUCCCAGUGUUGAAACCCAAAGAAUCCAGCUGACAGUACUUGUGAAACCCAUGAACACUAAAUGCUAUGUUGAAGGAACUCAGGAGAUCGGAACUGAUCUUACUCUGAAAUGUAAAUCUGAAGAAGGUUCUCCCAUUAUUACCUACUCUUGGAAGAAAAUUACUGGUACAGGGGAACUUCCAGCCACUACAACACCACAUACAGAAACAGGUGAUUUUUUGGUGAAGAAUGCUUCUCAGAUUUACUCUGGCAUAUACACAUGUACAGCUUCAAACAAAAUUGGUUCAGAUGAAUGUUCUCUUGAGCUGAACGUGACACCUCCUGUAAAUAGAGCUGGUAGAAUUGCUGGAGCAAUCAUAGGCACUUUGCUGGGUCUCUUGUUACUGGCUUUUUUCAUCUUCUGUUGCCUCAAAAAACAAAGAGAGAAGAAAUAUGAAAAAGAAGUGCAUCAUGAUAUCAGAGAGGAUGUUCCUCCUCCAAAGAGUCGCGCUUCAACAGCCCGCAGUUAUAUAGGGAGCAAUCGUUCUUCUCUGGGUUCAAUGUCUCCUUCCAAUAUGGAUGGGUAUGCCAAGACUCAGUACAACAAAGUUCCAAGUGAAGAGUUUGAACAUGCUCCUGUUCAAACCACAAACUUUCAACCACCAAAGGUAGCCGCACCUAAUCUAAGUAGAAUGGGAGCUAUUCCUGUGAUGAUUCCAGCACAAAGCAAAGAUGGCUCAAUUGUAUAGUAUGGCAUUAAUUUAGACCUUCAAAAUUGAGUUCAUGCAGUGAUUAACUUGUUCCAGCUCAUCAGUUUUAAACAUAGAAUUGAUCUUUGAGCAUCGACAAGUGUGCUUGGUCCACCAGCUUUGCAUUGUAUUCUGACCAAAUGCACUAAAACCAGAAGCUUUUUGAGAAGGAUUUGACAUUUGUGACUAAGCAUUAAACAGUGACAAAUAAAUUCCAAGUGGGUUGCUUACUGAAUGCUUAGAGCUGUGAGUUUUGACAGAUUAGCAGACACAUGUCAACAUGAAGUAAGUGGUCUAGUUUUUGAAGUGAAUAAUUGAUCCCUGUUGUAGUGAGUGUCUAAUAUAAUUUGUAUAAAAGUUUUGGAAAAUUUGGGUUUGAAUUCUUGUAAUAUAGAUUGUGAACUAUGUUUUUUUCCGCAAACUUGAAUAUUUUUAUGGUUUUUCAGUCGCAGUUAAUUAGAUGAAAUUAACUCUUGAUGAAUUUUGAAGUGGUUUUAAUUGCUUAACCAUGCACCAGUAGUGAUGUCUCUCACUUGUUGAAGAUGCUAAUGUCUUAGGCCAUGCAGAUGAUCUGCUAGAUUGAAAUUGUGCUGCUGGUCCUACAAGCGUCAGCCCAUUUCUAUUCAGCUAGAUAAUAGCAACUGUACACAUCUGCACAGAGGUGUAUUAAAUUGUUUUCUGCCAAGAAGAAAAAGCAGGUCGAAACUUUAUUGCUGAAUCUAUAACUAUAUUUUGCAUUAUAUAAGCAAUUUUGUCUUUUUAAAAUUGCUAUCUGUAUAAGUUUUCCCAUUCAGCACCCAAGAGUGUUCAUGGGCUUCGAACUUAUUUUUUUUAAAAAACUGGUGUUUAUGUGUAUGUGUCGUGCUUAAUGCUCAUUUUAUAUGUAUAGCUGUUUUGUACAAGUAGGAGAAGGAUUUUUGUCCCCUGGCUUUCUUCUUAAAAUGUUACAAUGGUAUCUUCAAUGUCUCUUUCCAACAAAAUAUUUAAAAUUGUUUCUGUUUGUGGUGUUACAUUGCUUUAAUUACCACAUGUGGGUGUAGGAGGGACUCUGGAAGGUUAUUAAGUGAAUUCUCUACUUAAUUUAAUCUUGAGUUACAUCUGUCCUUUGCAACCUGAUGAAUAACUAGAAACUUGUUCGUAACUUAAAGCCUUAUGACAUUCGCUUUUCAUUUCAUAAAUUCAGUCAGCGACAGUAGAUGCUUAAACUGUCACAAGCAUUGCAACAAUAUUUGUGUAUAUAAUUGAUUGUGCUUUUAGUGAAGUACUAAAUAUGGGGAUACAUAGUCUUCUAGGUUAGAUAUAGAUUUUCCGUAUAGAUUUAAAAAGAUUUGCUAACAUCCUAUGCCUCAGAUAUCUUUAAGUUGUUAGUUCUGACAUUUUCACAGCUAGUAUUCAGAAUCAGGUUUAUUAUUUAGACUACUUAAGCUGUUUUUGGUAAGUUUAUAUACUGAACUAGAUUUUAAGGUUGUACAUAGUUUGCAUAUACUGAGAAGUUUUCUUUUUUAUGUUAUCUGAUGCUGUUGAAAAUACCUCUUCUCAUCUGUGCCUUUCCAAUAAACUUUUAUGCCUGAUUGUAAAUUAAUCUCCUAUGAUAAAAUUUGCUGGUGCCUGGCUACUUUUCUUAAAGGGUGCUACAGAUAAAGGUAUCAUUCUGGAAGCACAUAUUAUGUGACUUAAUUCCUUCUUACUUGAUUCUGAUUCUUCCUUCCAGUGUUUUGGAUGUAGCUGAAACUUCUCCAUAGUGUCCUAUAUUUCAGAAUGGCUCAUUUUUUGUUUGCCUAGGAUAUGGAAUUGGAUGCUCCUUUGUGGUGUCUUUGUUUUCUGAACAAUAUGAGGAAGACCAAUUAAUAGGAUUCUAGUGUGUGGCUUUAGAAAGGAGAGUAGUGAUAAGAAAUUAAAUUCCUGUGGCUAUUUAACAUAAUAAAAAUACUUUUUAACAUGCACACACAGUGUUUGCCCAUUUACUUUUUUACUAAAUGUAUAAUGUAAGCAGACAAAACAUGUACUAUGAAUGGGUAAUGUUAUAGCAGUCAAAAGAAUUUCAGUAUAUUUAAUAAUUUGUCAACUUGCAUGAAAUAUAUAAAUGGGUAGAAUGAAGGGUAGCAUGAUAUGCCUUCAAAACACAGCUCUUGGGUUUAGCAGGCUUGACAAAGUCUGCUUGUUUAUAAAAUUGCAUGGAAAUAACAGUAAUAAGAGUUGACAUAGCAGAUCUAUACUUUCCUAGGUAAAGACUGAUUUGGGACAGACUUUGCUCCAAGCACUUAACUUCUAGACCCUUCUGAAUGACUAAAACUCUAGUCUGAAGGACACUGCUGUUAUAAAGUUUAUAAGAUCUCAAAAUGACACUUUGAGUAAAUGGAUUUUCUUAAGCAGUUCAGGAAGAAGAAAAAAUCUAAUGUAGUCUUAUCCUUCAUGUUGGGAAAUACAGCCAUUUUGCUAAUAUUGACAGACAUUUUUAAAACAGACAUUGCAUUUAUUUUGAGGAAGAGUUAAUAGUGUGUUUGCAAUAUGGACAAAUACACCUGUAUAAUUAAGCAUUAGUUGUUGGAGACAAAGGUAUUAUGCAACACUCAUACAAAUAAACCAUUCAGUUUAGUCCUUUGUGUGCUAGGAAACAUUUCUUGAGCCUGCAGUUAUGCAGAAAAAGGUGAUAUAAGUAUUUUUAUUUAGUAUGGUUGACACAUAAAGGGCUAGUUUUGAAGGGAAAAUUUCCCCAGAGUCCCUGAGUUUUUAAUUAUAGAAGUGUUCACCCAUGUAACAACCCCCAUAUCUUCCCCUGGACACACAAGAAAUGUGAUGAGCAUUUUUUCUAGCCUUGGAUUUUGCAUAUAAAUGUUUUACAGAAUUUUGCAGACGAUUAUUAAAGCCAAAACCCUGGAAUACAGAUAGAAUGAACCCUAUGGGGGUUGUGCUGAAGGAAUCUUCUCAUUCCUAUUCUUAGCUAAGGGUAGUGUCAGGCCACACCUAGUGUAUGGUCCUGCACAGUUGUGUUUUAUAAAAACUGUCAAAGAAAUAAUGCCCAAGAAUCAAGUUUUAAGCAAAAAAAAGUUUUUACUGUGCAGGGUGAGCUCUAGAACAGAGUCACACUCACCAUACAAAAGACCUCAUCAUUUAUAGUUUCCAAGAAUACAUACAUCAUCAUUCAUAAUCAUACCUUCAUAUAUAACCCAUAUGAUCAUUUUUCCCAUAUGUUCUUUCUUCCUUAGCAUUAAAAUCAAAUUAGCUUUAAAAUCAAAUUGGCUUGUCUGCCCCUACUUGUUACUAAACGCUGGAAUUUUCCUCUGCAGAGUGUUUGUCCCUCCCAUUGGCAGGGCAAUAAACUAAAUUCUGACUUUUCUGGUUUUCAAUCAGGAUAACCAGUUCCCAACAUUCCUAAGUGUUUGUUCUUCGAGAGAAAGAAAGAUCUCUCCAGGGUAAAAAGAUUUUAUAUACACUUAUUCACUUUAAAAGGUUAAAAAUGAUUUUAACAAAUAUGAUGUGAUUCUAGAAUAGAAUACAAGUUAUAUAAAUCUCUCAUCAUUUCAGUGUUCAUUAAAGUAUAGAAAAACACAUUUUCAGUUAUCUAAUCAAAUUCUUUUCUAUUCUUACCUUUAAUUUCUUCUCUACCUUUAAUUUCUAUUGCUAUGUUUAUUUCACAUAGACCAUCCCAUAUAGCUAGUUUUGACAAACAGGUCUUAGAUAUGUCUUUUGUCACGUCUUGGUCUUUAGUAACCAUCUUUCUUAUAGAUAUAAUCUUUUCUUGCCUGCAUGACCACUAUGUAAUUGCUGACAUGCUGGCCUUGAUAGAGAAAACCCUUUUAAAUCUUUGAUUUUAUAAAUCCAUUUUUCUUUAGUAUCAAAUACAAUUUUUAGGCCUAUGGUCCAUCCUCACAGUAGCAAGCAAUUAAGUUAGAAGAAUUAAUUGACUUUCAUGGUCCAUAUUCUCUUAGAAUUUUAAUGUGUAGCUAUUUCAUAAUUUGUAGACCGAUAUAUGUUACAGUGUAAAAAAGAAUGGUCCUCAAAAGUGGAAAUUUAAUAGAAAAUAAUUUGUAGAAACACAGCAGGUAAGUUUUUAAAACAUUUUUGUUUGUUUUUGGAGCAUUUCAACAGUGUAAAUGUGUUGGUAUGUUUUGAACUCUUUAGUUCCUUUGGCAUUUCUGUUUGCAGAAGCAAAGGUAAUGAUGUUCACUAAUUUCAACUACCCACUUGUAGACCCCAGUUUUGUGUCCUGCCCUGUUCUAAGAGUUUGCUGACUGCAGGAACAAAGUGUCAGAGGAGAUCAGAGGGCUGCAGUAACAGCAGAAGGAAUUGGGAAUGUGCUUCUGUGUGAAGUCCAUUAAUAGUUUGGUACCUGCCAUUACUUAAAUUGUCAUUUUAUUAUUUUGGCUAGCACACAUUUCUCUCUUUCUCACUGAAUGGUACAUCUCUUCAUGGACAAUGGAAUAAAUCCCCUGAAGGAUUCAACUUUGUAUUUCAGUAUGAUCAUUAUUGGGGGCUGUUAGGUCUUAAGUGUUAGCAUGCAGUUCAGUAAGUAGAGCAAUAAUACAGGACCUUAGCAAAGCUCUGAUGCAGUACUGCAAUUGGCAACCAGAGUUUUGUCUUGUUUUUAAUGACCAGCAUUGAAAUUUGUAGGACAAUUCCAAGUUGCUGUAGUUGCAUGAUUUGUGUACUAUUUGAAAUAAAAUAAUUAGCAAAAA
This is a messenger RNA of Sphaerodactylus townsendi, 5876 nucleotides long. RefSeq names its product CXADR Ig-like cell adhesion molecule (gene CXADR). Gene Ontology annotation, molecular function: cell adhesion molecule binding. NCBI's taxonomy places the organism in Eukaryota, Metazoa, Chordata, Lepidosauria, Squamata, Sphaerodactylidae. Bases 97 to 1200 code for a protein of 367 amino acids. Gene Ontology annotation, biological process: homotypic cell-cell adhesion. Gene Ontology annotation, cellular component: intercalated disc; basolateral plasma membrane; bicellular tight junction. The transcript is spliced from 7 exons. The record is from RefSeq and is a predicted model, not a curated record.